ACAACCUACCAGUGGUUGAAGAGAGAGUUUUUAACUUUCAAUAAUAACAGUAACAACAGAGAAAGAAAGAGAGAGAAAGUUAAGAUUUUGAAGUGUGAAGUGAGAGAGAUGGAUACUGCAAUGCUAUGAAGAUGGGAUCUCAGCCUCACCCUCAUCACCACUCUCUUUGAUUCUGCGAAAUCUUCAAUCUUUUCAAUCCUUCAUCUUCCAUCUUCCAUCUUUCAGUAUUGCUUUGAGUACCGCUUCAAGGAACUAGUACUGUUUCUCAAUAGCGCCUCUUUUGCGCUGCUUUGAAAAAGUCUGAUGGGUUCAAGAUUCCCAUCUCAUCAGCUCAGUAAUGGCCUGUAUGUAUCAGGCCGGCCUGAACAGCCAAAAGAAAAGCCUCCGACAAUGAGCUCAGUUGCAAUGCCUUAUACUGGUGGUGACAUCAAGAAGUCAGGAGAAUUAGGGAAAAUGUUUGAUAUCCCCAUGGAUGGUUCUAAAUCUAGAAAGUCUGGUCCAAUAAAUAAUGCUCCUUCGAGGACAGGAUCAUUUGCAGGUGCUUCACACUCUGGACCUAUAAUGCAAAACGCUGCAGCUCGUUCUGUUUAUAUUACAUCUGGUAAUGUAUCUGCUGGAGGGAUGUCUGCUUCAGCCUCAAUGAAAAAGACCAACUCGGGUCCAUUGAACAAACAUGGGGAACCAGUCAAGAAGUCUUCUGGCCCCCAAUCUGGUGGAGUUACACGCCAAAACUCUGGUCCAAUUCCUCCAGUUCUUCCUACAACUGGUCUUAUCACAUCUGGCCCAUUAAAUUCAUCUGGGGCUCCGAGGAAAGUGUCUGGUCCAUUAGAUUCUACAGGAUCAAUGAAAUCACAUACUUCUUUUGCAGCACACAAUCCUGCUGUAACCACUCUCAGUCUAGAUGACGAAUUUUCCUUCAGGAGGAACUUCCCAAAGCCAAUAUUGUGGUCCGUGAUUCUGAUUUUUGUAAUGGGAUUCAUUGCUGGUGGUUUUAUUCUUGGAGCUGUUCGCAAUGCCAUUCUCCUCAUUGUUGUCGUAGUUCUUUUUGCUGCGGUUGCUGCACUAUUCACUUGGAAUAGUUGUUUUGGAAGGAAAGCCAUUGUUGGUUUCAUUUCCCGUUAUCCUGAUGCAGAGCUUAGAACUGCCAAGAAUGGGCAAUUUGUGAAGGUUUCUGGGGUGGUUACCUGCGGUAAUGUUCCUCUAGAGUCCUCCUUUCAAAAAGUUCCUAGAUGUGUUUAUACAUCCACAAGCUUGUAUGAAUACAGAGGAUGGGAUUCCAAAGCAGCAAACCCAAAACAUCGUCGCUUUACAUGGGGACUUCGAUCAGCUGAGGUAAUUGCAUUAAUCUGUUCAGUCUUCAGAUUGCCAAAAUUUCAAAUUUGAUAAAAUAUUCAGGAUUUCUUGAUAUACAUUUACCAUGGAAGUGAGUUAGAUGGUGUGUUUUCCAAUUGAAUAUACAGGAACUGUUGAGAGAGAAACAGAGUCAUUUACUGAACUCUGUUGAUUGUAGAAUCACAACAAAAA
Messenger RNA from Vigna umbellata (rice bean), 1524 nucleotides. Lineage: Eukaryota; Viridiplantae; Streptophyta; Magnoliopsida; Fabales; Fabaceae. The record is from RefSeq and is a predicted model, not a curated record.